Molecule: messenger RNA, 1381 nt
Organism: Racocetra persica
Lineage: Eukaryota; Fungi; Glomeromycota; Glomeromycetes; Diversisporales; Gigasporaceae
Source: the annotation of a GenBank genome assembly
UCCCGAGACGGGUAAUGAUCUAACCGAACCUGUUGAAUUUAAUUUAAUGUUUGAGAGUAGCAUUGGGCCCACUGGACACUUGAAAGGCUACCUUCGACCGGAAACCGCACAAGGCCAAUUUCUCAACUUUAAGAAAUUUCUUGAAUUUAAUAAUGAUAAAAUGCCAUUCGCUUCCGCUUCUAUCGGUCGUUCUUUUAGGAACGAAAUUAGUCCAAGAUCGGGUCUUCUCCGAGUCAGAGAAUUUACAAUGUCUGAAAUUGAGCAUUACGUAGAUCCCAAUAACAAGAAACAUAUCCGUUUUGAUGAAGUAAAAGACAUUAAACUUUCCUUGUUGCCACGACAUAUACAAAGUGAAGGUAAAACAAUACCUAUCGAAUUGACUAUUGGUGAAGCUGUUGAAAAAAAAAUUGUAGACAAUGAAACUUUGGGUUAUUUCCUUGCUCGUACACAUCUAUUUUUAACUAUGCUUGGUAUUAAAUCCGAGAGACUUCGCUUUCGUCAACAUAUGCCUAAUGAGAUGGCACAUUAUGCUUGUGACUGUUGGGAUGCAGAAAUUCAAAGUAGCUAUGGAUGGAUAGAAUGUGUCGGUUGCGCUGAUCGGUCUGCAUAUGAUUUGACCGUUCAUACAAACCGUACAAAAGAAAAGCUUAUCGUGCGUGAGACCUUAGCUGAGCCAUUGGUCUAUGAAAAAACUGUCCUGGAAAUCAACAAGAAAAUCUUUGGUCCCAAGCUGAGACAAAAUGCAAAAAUGGUGGAAGAGUAUUUAACUAACUUGAAUGAAGAACAAUUAGAAGCUUUGAAAAAGGAAUUAGAGAAUGGAAAUGGUAAAACCAUGGUCUCCUGUGCUGAUGGUAAUCAAUAUGAAAUAUCGAGUGAUUUUAUUACUAUCCAAAAACAGACCAUCACAGAACACGAACCAUCUUUUGGUAUUGGUCGAAUCUUGUAUUCAUUGAUUGAACAUGUAUAUUGGACACGAGAAGGUGAUGAGCAAAGGGCGGUUUUAUCGUUCCCUCCACGCGUUGCACCUUUCAAAUGUUUAUUAGUGCCUCUAAGUAAUAAUCCUACGUUUUCUAAACUCGUACGCGAUCUUUCUUCUAAACUUCGUAAGCUUCAUAUUGCCAUUAAGGUAGAUGACUCUUCCAAUUCGAUUGGACGUCGUUAUUCUCGUAACGAUGAGCUUGGUACACCAUUUGCGAUCACCAUUGAUUUUCAAUCUGUGAAUGAUGGCACUGUAACAUUGCGAGAGAGGGAUUCUACUAAACAAAUCAGAGAGAAGAUUGACACCAUACUUCAAGUUCUUAAAGAUUUGGUUGAAGAAGAUAUCACCUGGGAAGAAGUUUUAUUAAAAUAUCCUACAUUCGUACAACAAGAACUUGACUGA